Messenger RNA from Boleophthalmus pectinirostris (great blue-spotted mudskipper), 3334 nucleotides. Its product is annotated as oxysterol-binding protein-related protein 3-like. Gene Ontology annotation, cellular component: perinuclear endoplasmic reticulum; cytosol; intracellular membrane-bounded organelle. Gene Ontology annotation, molecular function: cholesterol binding. The transcript is spliced from 21 exons. The record is from RefSeq and is a predicted model, not a curated record. Bases 179 to 2752 code for a protein of 857 amino acids. NCBI's taxonomy places the organism in Eukaryota, Metazoa, Chordata, Actinopteri, Gobiiformes, Gobiidae.
GCCCCGCCCUCUUCCCUCAGCCACGGCGAGCCUCGGAGCAGGUAGUGUUGUCGCUCCGAAUCUGUCACGGAAAAAAAAAGGAUGUUUUAGCUGGAUCUACCAAACAUCCGCCCCAGAGUCAGAGUGAUGCUGUCGUCUCCCCUCCGCCGCUGACAGAACCACACGCCGGCGCCGAACGAUGACAUCACCGUCCCCGACCCUCAGUGACAGCAGCGGCUCCUCCAAACAUGACAGCAACCAGGACAGCUGGGAGAUCGUGGAGGGCCUCCGGGGGGCGCCUGUCAGUAUCCAGGAGCCCGACCGCCAACAAGGCUUCCUGCUCAAGAGGAGGAAGUGGCCCAUGAAAGGAUGGCACAAGAGGUACUUCCUGCUGGAGAAGGGCAUCAUGAAGUACGCCAAACGGGAGGGAGACAUAAAGAAGGGAAAGCUCCAUGGCUGCAUCGACGUGGGCCUGUCCGUCAUGUCCAUCAAGAAGAAGGCCAUGUGCAUCGACCUGGACACGGAGGACAACAUCUACCACCUCAAGGUGAAGUCCCCGGAGCUGUUCGAGGAGUGGGUGUCCAAGCUGCGUAACCACCGUGUCUUCAGGCAGAACGAGAUCGCCACGUAUCCGGAGAGACACCUGUUCCAUCCUCACGCCUCCUCCUCGCCCUCCCUCAACGACUCCAUCAGACGGCGGGCCACUCUGACCAAACAGGCGUCCAUCCACCAGGCCAAGGUCAGCUCCUGGCUCCACUCCUCCGAGGACAUGGACAAAUGCUGCAAAGACCUGGAGGAGGCGGAGAAUUACCUGCUGGAGCUGAACCUGCUGCUGAAGAGCAUGGAGGUCAUGCACCGCACCUACUCCGCCCCGGCCAUCACCGCACUACAGAAUGUUCCUCCGUACGACAUUCCCAAGAAAGAGAAAAGACCCAGAAGAUGGCGCUCUAAAAACAACGGCAAAGAAGCCAAAGCCUCCCUACAGGUUCCCAGCUGUAUCUCCUCCAAGUCUCCACGUCUCCACGCGUCCAACCCGAACCUGUCCUCCAGCGAGCCUCAGAUCCAGGAGCCCGGCCCCGAGUCCCCCGACUCCCCCACCCCCGUGUCCAGACUCCAGGAGGACUUCUGCAGACUCGCCAACAACAUUUACUCCAACCUGAAGUCGGCGUACACCUCCCUGUCGUCGGAGAAGGAGCGUCUGAGGCACACCAUCGACCUGCAGGCCCCGCCCCCUCCGCAGGUCAUCGGGCUCAAGACGGCCUACGCGUCUGUGAGUGGACUUUACCGCAACAACAUGAAACGAAAUACAGAAAUGCGUUUGUCGUUGGUUAAAGGUUCCGUCAAAAUAGGAGAUAAAUAUAUAAAUGUGUCUUGUUUUGUCUUGUUUUGUCUCGUGCAGGAGUGUGCGGGCAGCCCUCACUCGCUCGUGCACCAGGCCUCCAACGAGAGCAGAGUCUCCAUCCCAGACUCCAUCUCUGAGUUCUUCGACGCUCAGGAGUAUCUGCUGUCCUCCUCCUCUUCGGAAAAUGAGGUGUCGGACGAUGACUCCUACAUCAGUGACGUCAGCGACACCGUCUCCAUGGAUACGUGCGACGGCGCCACCCACAGGCAGUACUCCGUGUCGAGUGAGGCUCCUCUGGUCCGGCGGCGUUCCACUCUGCCCUCCCCGUGUCCCAGCAGCAGCGUGUCCGUGUGGAACAUCCUCCGGAACAACAUCGGGAAGGAUCUGUCCAAGGUGGCGAUGCCCGUCCAGCUGAACGAGCCCCUGAACACACUCCAGAGACUCACCGAGGAGCUGGAGUACUGCGAGCUCCUGGACACCGCCAACCGGACCCACGACCCCUACCAGCGCAUGGUGUAUGUGGCGGCGUUUGCCAUCUCUGCCUACGCCUGCACCUACCACCGAGCAGGAAGCAAACCCUUUAACCCUGUGCUGGGGGAGACCUACGAGUGUGACCGACCCGAUAAAGGAUUCAGGUUCAUCGCAGAGCAGGUGAGUCACCAUCCUCCUGUGUCGGCCUGCCACGCCGACUCAAAGAACUUCACCUUUUGGCAAGAUGUGCGGUGGAAAAAUAAAUUCUGGGGCAAGUCGAUGGAGAUUGUUCCCAUGGGAACCACUCAUGUGACCCUACCAGAGUUUGGAGACCACUACGAGUGGAACAAAGUGACCUCCUGUAUCCACAACAUCCUGAGCGGUCAGCGCUGGAUCGAGCACUACGGAGAAAUGACCAUCAGGAACAGCAACAGCAACGAGUGCCAGUGCAAAGUCACCUUCAUCAAGGCGCGGUCGUGGAGCUCCAUCGUGAACGAGGUGGAGGCCGUGGUCACAGACUCCACUGGGGCGGUCGUCACCAGUGUGUUUGGGAAGUGGCACGAGGCGCUUUACCAGGGCUCUCCUCCCUCUGCCACCUGCCUGUGGAGAGCCAACCCCAUGCCUGAGGAGCACGAGCAGUACUACGGUUUCACUCAGUUCGCUGUGGAGCUGAACGAGCUGGACGCCGCUCUCAGGCCUCUGCUGCCCCCUACUGACACGCGCUUCAGGCCGGACCAGAGGCUGCUGGAGGAGGGGAACACAGAGGGCGCCGAAGAGCAGAAGCAGAGGAUCGAGCAGCUGCAGAGGGAGAGAAGAAAAGUGCUCCAGGACAACAACAUGAUGCACCAGCCACGAUUCUUCAAGAAAAGCAGGAAUGACACUUGGAUUAGCAACAACUCGUACUGGGAGCAGAGGAGAGAUCCCGGCUUCAGUAAGAUAGACUUCCCCGUGCUUUGGUGACCCCUGGAGAACCUCUGAGGAACCUCCAAGGAACAUCUGAGGAACCUCUGAGGAACCUCUGGAGAAGCUCUGGAGAACCUCUAGAGACCCUCUGAGGAACCUUUGAGGAACCUCUAGAGACCCUCUGAGGAACCUCUGGAGAAUGUCUAGAGACCCUUUGAGGAACCUCCAAGGAACCUCUGGAGAACCUCUAGAGACCCUCUGAGGAACCUCUAGAGACUCUUUGAGGAACCUCUGAGGAACCUCUAGAGACCCUUUGAGGAACCUCUGAGGAACCUCUGGAGAACCUCUAGAGACCCUCUGAGGAACCUCUAGAGACCCUUUGAGGAACCUCUGGAGAACCUCUAGAGACCCUCUGAGGAACCUCUGAGGAACCUCUAGAGACCCUUUGAGGAACUUUUGAGGAACCUCUAGAGAUCCUCUGAGGAACCUCUGGAGAAUGUCUAGAGAUCCUUUGAGGAACCUCUGAGGAACCUCUAGAGACCCUUUGAGGAACCUCCGAAGAACCUCUAGAGACCCUUUGAGGAACCUCUGAGGAACCUCUAGAGACCCUUUGAGGAACCUCUGAGGAACCUCUAGAGA